This is a messenger RNA of Tripterygium wilfordii, 1810 nucleotides long. Its product is annotated as protein FAR1-RELATED SEQUENCE 5-like. The transcript has 5 exons. Gene Ontology annotation, biological process: regulation of DNA-templated transcription. The record is from RefSeq and is a predicted model, not a curated record. Lineage: Eukaryota; Viridiplantae; Streptophyta; Magnoliopsida; Celastrales; Celastraceae. Bases 80 to 1558 code for a protein of 492 amino acids.
AGCUUUGUGACUUUGGCAGCUCCGCCUCCCACAGAUUCCACGACGAAACUGCUUCCGUCUCCCUUGGAUUGUUUUUCAAAUGGAUGUCAGCUCUUCUUCUUCCAAUGAUUUAUCUUUUAUUCCUCAAGUAAGGGCUGAAAAAAUUCCAAAAAUUGGGCAAGAAUUUGAAUCAUUGGAUGAAGCCCAAAAAUUUUACAAUGAAUAUGCAAGGGAGGCCGGAUUUAGUACUCGAAUGUGGACUACUAAUCGAAACAAAAAUAAUGAAAUCAUUAGGAAGGAAUUUGUUUGCUAUAAAGAAGGGGCUCGAGAAAAAGGGGAAUUAAUAUCGGAUGGUAGUAGAAGACGUGGGACAACUAGAGAAGGAUGUAAGGGCAAAAUGGUUGUUGUAAGGUCAACUUCUAAAAUGAGUUUCAUUGUUUCAAUAUUUUGUGAGGUCCAUAAUCAUGUGCUCACAACACCUAGAAAGGUGCAUUUGCUUAGAUCUCACCGUUCUAUGUCAACUGCUAAGAAGGCUUUGACACAACAACUCUCUGCAGCGAAUGUGCCUAUUCACCAACAAAUUAGUAUUAUGGAGUUAGAAGCAGGAAGUCUAGCAAAUAUUAGGUGUAUAGAGAAAGAUUUUUAUAAUGGUCGAAGGGAUGAGGUGAAACUAUUUGCUGGACAUGAUGCUCAAAUGCUAUAUGAGUAUUUUGAAGCAGAAAAGGAAAAAAAUUCAGAAUUCUAUUUUUCAAUCAAUGUGGAUGUAGAAAACAAUAUCAAACAUUGUUUUUGGGCAGAUGCAGAAUGUAGAAAGGCAUACCAGGCUUUUGGGGAUGUAGUAGUAUUUGACACAACUUAUAAUACAAAUCGUUAUGGUAUGAUAUUUGCACCCUUUGUUGGAGUUAAUCAUCAUGGACAAACUACUCUAUUUGCAUGUGCAUUCUUAUGUGAUGAAACAUCAGAGUCGUUCCGAUGGCUUUUGCAGCAGUUGUUGAUAGCUAUGGUAGUUGGUCCACCUAAGAUGAUUAUCACUGAUCAAGAUCCUGCAAUGAGUAAAGCUAUAGCUGAAAUCCUUCCAAACACUUUGCAUAGAUUUUGUAUGUGGCAUAUCUUGAGUAAAUUUUCAGAAAAACUAGAUGUAGUCAAGUGGAAGGAACAUUAUCAACAUUUUCAUAGAUGCAUAUGGAAUUCAGAUAGUCGAGAAGAGUUCGAUGUUCAAUGGGCAGAGGUUAUCGAGUCAAGUGGGUUGAAUACAAAUGAGUGGUUGAAAGCAUUAUACGAUAUUCGUUCCAAGUGGAUUCCUGCAUAUGUUAAUGAUACAUUCUCUGCAGCUUUCAGCAAACAACUUCUACAUCAACCACUGUCUGAUGGAGGACAGUCUUCUACACCUAGUUUGUCUCUAUCAAAGCAGAUUUACAAUGAGCCAGAAAAAGUUAGAGCAAAAGGUUGCGGAAAGAGGCUAAAAGGAGGCAAAGAAAUUGCCACUAAGAACCCCAAAAGGCGUUGUAAUGGUUGUGGAUUAGCAGGGCAAUCACAUGACAAAAGGAAUUGUCCUUUAAUUAUGGGUAAGACGCAGUAGCUUCAUGGCCUCUGCUGUUCAAUUAUUUUAAGGAGGUUGAAUCCUACUGGACAUUAUUAUUUUGAUGUACGGUUAUUCAUAGGUUAUGUUUUUCAUUUUGAGGAUGUUGAAUCCCACUGGAUAUUGCUCAAUGCAUUUUUGGCUUGAGUUGAAAGUGAUCGGUUUUCUAAUCCUUGUUCACAUAUUAGUAUAAUUGGAUUCUAUUUUUGAUAGCUAAUAAUUGAUCUUGCUCUGUUUUGUGCCUGUUUUGAA